Messenger RNA from Aspergillus oryzae RIB40, 1050 nucleotides. RefSeq names its product J domain-containing protein. The transcript is spliced from 3 exons. Gene Ontology annotation, molecular function: protein-folding chaperone binding; misfolded protein binding. Gene Ontology annotation, cellular component: endoplasmic reticulum. Lineage: Eukaryota; Fungi; Ascomycota; Eurotiomycetes; Eurotiales; Aspergillaceae. Bases 1 to 1050 code for a protein of 349 amino acids. The record is from RefSeq and is a predicted model, not a curated record.
AUGGCCAUUACUGACAACGUAGGAUAUAUUCAGAAUAUUUACUAUGGAAUUACCAUUCGCGCGGGUGAACCUCGACCCCAACCCCCCUCUCCGCGCUAUGCCCGACAUCGCCGUCGCAUCUUUAUUCUGGUCGUGACAAGCUAUCUCCUUUACACGCUCUACGAGACAUUUCAUCGGGUUCAGGCUGCCGGUGAUUUUUACAAAGCACUUGGGGUCUCUCCAUUGGCCGAUGAUAGGACUAUCAAAUCGCGAUUCCGGCGCCUUGCUGCGCAGCAUCAUCCAGACAAGAUCAACCAAGGGGAUGGCAUUCCUUCCGACGACUACUUUGUAUAUUUGAAGCUGGCGCAAGAUACCUUACUGGAUCCUGCGAGGCGGUUUGCAUAUGAUAGAUUUGGACCCGAUGUUCUUGUCUGGAGUAAUGUCAAGACUGUGCAAGACUUCCUGUUUACAGGGUUACAGCGGUCGAUACCGCAGUAUGUGGGAGGAUUCGUGACCAUUAUCAUUUUGAACUUCACCUGGUGGUCCAACUGGGGCCGUUAUUGGCGCUUCUUUACUUUUGCUGCCUUGAUCACUCUUGAAUUAGCUUUGACCACGCAGCCAAGAGCUUUAUUCUUCCCUGCAUCCUAUAUCCCUGUAGAGCUACAAAAAUUGCUGGGGAUUUCUACGAAGACGCCGAGCUUCUAUCUCCUACCAUUUCAGAUCUUGACCCUUGCGCAACGUGCCUCCGUGAUGCUGCAUAUCUUUAUUUCGCAGGUGACACCGCCCGAGGUCAGCAAAGGGUCAUCCUCCGCAGCGGGUGAGCGUAUCCACCCGCAGACCAUGCAGCGCCUCGCGCAAUUAGCUCAGCUCUCUCGGGCUACAGACGGCGAAUCGACGCGGCUGUUGCAGCUAGGAUUUGCGCCAUUCAAAGGCGAUCGAGAGAGCGUUGCCACGCUGCGCAAGGGCAUGAAAGAGGGGUUAGUCCUGAGCAGUGUACGGGCUAGUUCGGGGGUGCAGCAAGCUGUCGGGGAGGUGAUUGAACGGAAAAGACAAGAAAAGAAGGCCGAUUAG